This is a messenger RNA of Erinaceus europaeus (western European hedgehog), 2851 nucleotides long. RefSeq names its product neuronal guanine nucleotide exchange factor (gene NGEF). The coding region runs from base 440 to 2269 and encodes 609 amino acids. The record is from RefSeq and is a predicted model, not a curated record. Lineage: Eukaryota; Metazoa; Chordata; Mammalia; Eulipotyphla; Erinaceidae. Gene Ontology annotation, biological process: activation of GTPase activity. Gene Ontology annotation, molecular function: protein binding; guanyl-nucleotide exchange factor activity. The transcript has 15 exons.
CGGGACACAGCAGCUCCUGUGGGGACAUGCCAGACUGCUCUGGGGCUGGACAGGACAGCAGAUGGGGAAAUAGCCCAGCCCUGAGCCCCACAGCAGCAGCACCACAGCCACAUUCUGGGCUCCCCAGGACCACUGCACCCACUUCCAUGGACACCGGGGUGACAGAAGCUCUAGAACAGGCCUGGGAGAUACAGGCUGGUGGCUCCAGGGCAGGGGACAAAGCAGCAGCUGGAGGGAGCCCUGAGUUACUGGCAGAAGAUGAGAUGCCCUCCACUCACCAGGAGACGCAAAGCCGAGAGCCCAAGCGGGGACUCCAGAGAACUCCCUCCUCAACCGUGCCCUGAGGCACCGGAGCCGGGUCAAGGCCAGGGACAGCGCCCCACCCAGCACUGGCCACUUGGAAGGUUCACAGGCGAAUGAGGACUUUGUGAGUGAGCCCAUGACCUUGGAUGCCCCCCAGAUCCAAGCCCCUCUCUGGCGAGGACCCACUUGGACAGAGCCAGGCGCCCAACCCCCGAGCGAGUCUCCGUCCAGCGCCGGCGAUGGGACCACGCCCGAGGACGGGCCCGCCACGCUCACCGAGGCCCUGCAGCGUAUCCACCCCAUCCCCGCCGACUCCUGGAGGAACCUCAUCGAGCAAAUAGGCCUCCUGUAUCAGGAAUACCGAGACAAAUCCACACUUCAGGAGAUCGAGACCCGGAGGAAGCAGGACGCAGAGAUCCAAGGCGCCGCCGACGGGUCCCCGGGCAACAAGGAGGCUGUGGAGGACGGGGAGGAGGAUGGCGAAGAAGAGGAGGAGGGGGAGGAGGAAGAGCUGGCCAGCCCCCCGGAGAGGAAGGUGCUGCCCCAGAUCUGCCUGCUCAGCAACCCACACUCCAGGUUCAACCUGUGGCAGGACCUCCCCGAGAUCCGGAGCAGCGGGGUGCUGGACAUCCUCCAGCCCGAGGAGGUGAAGCUGCAGGAGGCCAUGUUUGAGCUGGUCACCUCGGAGGCCUCAUACUACAAGAGCCUAAGCCUGCUGGUGUCGCACUUCAUGGACAAUGAGCGACUGCGGAAGCUGCUGCACCCGUCCGAGGCCCACAUCCUGUUCUCCAACGUACUGGACGUCAUGGCCGUGAGUGAGCGGUUCCUGCUGGAGCUGGAGCACCGCAUGGAGGAGAACAUUGUCAUCUCAGACGUGUGCGACAUCGUGCACCGGUACGCGGCCGAUCACUUCUCCGUCUACAUCACCUACGUCAGCAACCAGACGUACCAGGAGAGAACCUACAAGCAGCUGCUCCAGGAGAAGGCAGCCUUCCGGGAGCUGAUCGCGCAGCUGGAGCUGGACCCCAAGUGCAGGGGGCUGCCCCUCUCCUCCUUCCUCAUCCUGCCUUUCCAGAGGAUCACGCGCCUCAAGCUGCUGGUGCAGAACAUUCUGAAAAGGGUGGAGGAGCGGUCGGAGCGUGAGUGCACAGCCUUGGAUGCCCACAAAGAGCUGGAAAUGGUGGUAAAGGCAUGUAACGAGGGCGUCCGCAAGAUGAGCCGCACGGAGCAGAUGAUCAGCAUCCAGAAGAAGAUGGAGUUCAAGAUCAAGUCUGUGCCAAUCAUCUCACACUCGCGCUGGCUGCUGAAGCAGGGGCCGCUGCAGCAGAUGUCAGGGCCCAAGACCUCCCGCACGCUGCGCACCAAGAAGCUGUUCCACGAGAUUUACCUCUUCCUCUUUAACGACCUGCUGGUCAUCUGCCGCCAGAUCCCAGGGGACAAGUUCCAGGUGUUCGACUCAGCCCCCCGAGGCCUGCUGCGGGUGGAAGAGCUGGAGGACCAGGGCCAGACACUGGCCAAUGUCUUCAUCCUGCGGCUGCUGGAGAACUCGGACGACAGGGAGGCCACCUACAUGCUGAAGGCAUCCUCCCAGAGUGAGAUGAAACGCUGGAUGACCUCACUGGCCCCCAACCGGAGGACCAAGUUCGUUUCCUUCACGUCCCGGCUGCUGGACUGUCCUCAGGUGCAGUGUGUGCACCCCUACGUGGGCCAGCAGCCGGAUGAGCUGACGCUGGAGCUGGCCGACGUCCUAAACAUUCUGGAGAAGACGGAAGAUGGCUGGAUCUUUGGAGAGCGACUGCACGACCAGGAGAGAGGCUGGUUCCCCAGCUCCAUGACGGAGGAGAUCCUGAACCCCAAGAUCCGGUCCCAGAACCUCAAGGAGUGUUUCCGAGUCCACAAGAUGGAAGACCCACAACGCAGUCAGAACAAGGACCGAAGGAAGCUGGGCAGCCGCACCCGCCAGUGACAGCCAGAGACGCCCAGUGGCACAGGGACUUGGGGGUGGCUGGUGCACCCCGAUGGACGAAUGGGCCAUGGGGGGCUUGGGGCAGCUGUGGUGACCCUGCUGUGUGGUCAGUGCUCAUGUGUCUUGGUCCCUCACCCACAAGAGAAGAGUGCCCUGGGAUCUUCUCUGCCCGUGUCCACUCUAAACAGUGUUGCACCCACCAACCCCAUCUCUCAGAGGGGCCAGCAGGGGGCCAGCAGGGCCCAGGGAGCCUGGUGACAGUGGCCCCUGCACGUGUCCUCUGCCCUGGAAGCACCUCAAGAGCUCCCCUCCACACCCUCCCCCAGUUCUUGGGACCAAGAGACCUGCCACCUCUGUCCACUGCCCUCCCCAGCCCCCGAGCCUUGGACUUCCUCAUGGCAAGGCUCCCAGAGCUGGGCCCAGAGUCCACCCUCCCCUCAAACCCCCUUCCCCAGCCCCCUCAGGAGCUCAGACAUUGUCAGGAAUGAGUUGGUCACCACAUCCUGUGUUCAGUUACGGUUCUGAGCAAAGCAAAUUGCAUUUUUUUGGCUGCAUUAAAAGAAGCAUCAUGUAUAAAACGAA